Funneliformis geosporum is the source of this 344-nucleotide messenger RNA. Lineage: Eukaryota; Fungi; Glomeromycota; Glomeromycetes; Glomerales; Glomeraceae. The record is from the annotation of a GenBank genome assembly.
UUAAUGGUCUGAAUAAUAAUAAACCAGUUGAUAAAGUUAUUAGUCAGUUUGAAAAUGUUUUAUUUGCUGAAUCUGAACCUGAAUUUAAUAGAAAAAUUCAAACUACUUUGCUCAAAAUUAAAGAUUUGAAUGAAACUAAGGUUGCUACAGCGUUUACUGCUUUAAAAAAUGAUCUUGACACUGUUGGAGCAGGGAUAUGUCAUAAAAUUUUGCAAAAUAUCAUAGACACUAAUAAAGCAACAACUACUUCUUAUAGAUCAAUUAUCAAAACUGGUUAUACUGUUAAAGAUAAACCUUAUACUCAUCCAGCUUAUUUACUUAAAGAUUUGCCAGGUCAAAUUUGA